This is a messenger RNA of Panonychus citri (citrus red mite), 1415 nucleotides long. RefSeq lists its product as uncharacterized. The transcript is spliced from 2 exons. The coding region runs from base 547 to 960 and encodes 137 amino acids. Lineage: Eukaryota; Metazoa; Arthropoda; Arachnida; Trombidiformes; Tetranychidae. The record is from RefSeq and is a predicted model, not a curated record.
AAUGUUAUUCAUAAUCGAGAAGAUGAAAAUUGUUUUGUCAUCGUUUUGACAAGUAAAACAUUGUCACAAUUGUCUAUUCAUUAUUGUUGUUUACUUGAUGUUUUAUUGGAGUGAGAAGACAACCUCAGGAAGAUGAGGAUGAUGAAAAGAUGCAACAGAGAUUCACACUAUGGAUGAUGAGAGGAAGAUGAAGAGAGAGAAAAAUUUUCUCCUCUUUUCCUGACAACCAAAAACUCCGUCAGUUGAUUCUUGCUAUUUACUCGGUAGUUUUCAUCCUCUUCUUUCAUCCUCUCUCUCACUUUCUCUUUUUAAAAUUGAUCAUCUCCAUCUCCAUCCUCAUCCUCAUCUUCAUCAUCAACUUUAUCAUCAUCAUUAUCACUUCAAUGUGAGCCAAAAAAACUAUUCACUUUCUUUCAUCUUCCUUUGUAACAAAAAGAAAUUUUUUCCUCUAAUGAAUCAAUUGAUAGUGUUUAGAAUCACAAUGGUUUGUGAAUGAGAAAAGGAAAGUGAUUUAAUUGUUGUUGAUUACGAAAUAACAAUCAAAAGAUGUGGAGACUUGCUCCAUUUUUUCUGGAGGCUUCAGCGUCCAGACAUCCUGAUUCAUCUCUUGGUGCUCGAAGUGGAUCUAAUCCAGUUCUUUACGAUAGUCGAGGGAAUCCAUUCCAACCUCAGCAUCCGAAUCAGUCCUCGGGCGCUUCGAUUUCAGGCUCUUCGCCGGCGGGUCUUCAAUCCUCACCUUUGACCCAAUGUAUUUGGACCUUUUUCUGGCUCGGUGUCCUUUGUUGUAUCGCUUUUCCCGUCGCCUUGGCCGCUUGUGAACUUUAUAUCCUCCUUUCACCGAUCAGUGCUUUUUGCGAAAAAUUCAAUCGCGUUACUGACUUUUUGUUCAAAGUUUCUCAAUUUCCGUCGCUUUGUGCUCGUAACAUGAUCGAGGCGAGACCAGCGAUCAAUUUGUGCUAAUUGUGUUUUCCAGUGAUUGAUUAAUUUAAUCGAAAAUCAAUUUAUGAUUUAUUCAUCAAUAUUUCUCAUUUUGUGAAACUUUGAGACUCAACAAUCAUUUGAUUAACUAAUUACUAUUAUCACAUCAAUUGGAUUAUCAAUGUCUACUUACAAAUUGUUUCACUUUAAUCACCAAUUUAAUCAUAUUUAUGGUCUAAUUGUGUAAAUCAUUUACAACCCCGUGUAUGAUAAUUAACUAAUUGUGUAAAUAAUAUGGAUCUGUUUUUUUUUGUUUUCUAUUUAUACUGAAUCAAUUUUCAACAAUUAAUUAUGUUGCUGUUAAUCAACAAUUAAAAGGUUCAACCAUCAAGGGAAAAUACAUCAACCUAAUUUUAAAUAUUAAUUGUGUUUUCUGUGUAUUUGAAAGUCAACAAGAGCAAUUUACUAAUUAUGGUAACUGAUUAAAAGUAAAAAAU